CCUCCAAAUAAACAUCCCACUUGAGCUACUCCCAGAGCCAGACAGCCUCUGCCACUUCGCCUGCUGCUCCUGCCAGAAGAAACCUCGCAUUCACAGAGCUCCAUAGAAAUGGCUCCAAUGUCCAUUAUAACACAUGGGGCUUCGUUAAUAAACCUCCCCAAAUCGACACCUAACUCCCUCCAUCGACGGCCAUUCAAGUACACAUGCUUUCUCAAUGUUCCUCGCAGGCUCUCAUCACCGCACACCACAAGCAUUUUGGGUUCUCAGUUUUUUAGACCGUCACUUCUCAGGAUCAGAUGCUUUCAGGGAGAAGAUGCUGAAAAUUUUGAAGUUAGUGAAGAAAGUUUGGAUGGACAAAAUAGGGGUGCCAAUGAGAUAAUAAGAAAUCAGAAAAAUAAUACUAGUGCCGAGGGAAAUUCUUUUCUGCUAAUGUUAGCAAUUGCUGUGGGCGUAGCUGCAAUCAUUACAAUCACAUCAAUUGGUCUCAAACGGCCUAGUGUUGGAUCAUUAUUUGGAGUUCAAUGUCUAGCCGAAGGUUCAACAUCUUCAGCCAUGGCUUCAACCUCUUUGGGUUUCACUUUCAAAGCUUUUGGAUACAGAAUCAUACUUCCUGAAUAUGCACCAGGGUGGAUAUAUUUUUGGUUGCUCAUGGCUGCUGGUUGUGGAUUAUUCAUCAGUGAGGAGGCUUUAAAUGUUUGGGUUGGCAUAAACUUGUCACGGAUGCUAUCGGUGGAUGGAACAUGGCAAUCUUUUGUUGAUUCGUUCUCCAGAAAUGCUCCAUACGUCAUGUCCACAGUUCUUUGGGUAUACUGGGGAGUCUGUAUCAGUGAUAUGAUACCAUUCUAUCUGGGGAAGCUUUUCAGGAAACAUGGGGCAACUGAUGAUGUUUGUUCAAAGCUUGGCAUUGGUGAAGAGAAGGUGUUGAGAAUUACACGUACUGUGCAAAAAUAUGGCAAUCUUGCAGGCAUUGUGGAGCGGUUUUCACUUGGAGUAAGAAAUCCUACAUCUUUCCUAGCAGGGACUCUGGGUAUAUCUCCAGGGCUUUUCUUUGCUGGAGUUUGUUGUGGUGGCUUGAUCACCCUUCCACUACAGCUAGGAAUUGGAUUUCUACUGAGGGAACGUCCAUUGGUUGCCAUGGCCACUGUAGCCACAGUAGUGGGCAUUUGGACCAUAUUUCCCUAUGCUGUGGCUGUUUUGACGGCAUUAUUCCUUUACAUGCAACGUUGCUACUCAACCUAGUAAUUUGUUGGUUAACUCAAUACUCAGAAAUUUGAAAAAGAGUAAGAAGCUAUCAAAUUUAUAUGUGUAACCGUACUACAGCCAAUUGUAUCCUGGGUGGUUUUGCAAUGUUUGUCGAAAAUCAUCUCAUAGUUGUCUAUUCUUUACUUUUUCUUUGCAUGUUAGAUGUAAAGUUGCCUUCGUAUUUUUUCUUCAGGAAGAAUGAUUUGUAUUUAUUUAAUGUAUCAACUCUAGCAAAGUAUAGUGUGCA
Molecule: messenger RNA, 1489 nt
Organism: Hevea brasiliensis (rubber tree)
Lineage: Eukaryota; Viridiplantae; Streptophyta; Magnoliopsida; Malpighiales; Euphorbiaceae
Exons: 10
Coding region: 109-1239 (376 amino acids)
Source: RefSeq, a predicted model, not a curated record